Molecule: messenger RNA, 1714 nt
Organism: Macadamia integrifolia
Lineage: Eukaryota; Viridiplantae; Streptophyta; Magnoliopsida; Proteales; Proteaceae
Product: zinc transporter 8-like
Exons: 3
Coding region: 390-1454 (354 amino acids)
Biological process (GO): zinc ion transmembrane transport
Cellular component (GO): plasma membrane
Molecular function (GO): zinc ion transmembrane transporter activity
Source: RefSeq, a predicted model, not a curated record
CUCCAAUUCUCCAUCCGUACUUAGUCAAAACUUUAAAGAGUCCUCCCUUCCUCAGUUUUCUGUUGUAGCUGUCGCGAUUCUCAUAUCUCUUCUUCCCUUAACUGUUUUCCACAAUGAAAUGACCUCAUAAUUUCUCUCAAAAUUUCAUCUAAAGGGUAAUUUGAUAGAGAAGACAUUCAGUUCUGGUCUCAAAUCUCAAUCAAAGGAACCCCUUUGGGAAUUUGAAUUCCGUGUCAUCUUACUACUGUAACUAUACACGAUGAGGCCAUGACCCAACCCAAAAAUAUACAUAAAAGUUUCGGAUCCCCCUUCACACUUCUUCACACAGAUUAAACUCUCUCUUCAGCUCUUCUCUUGUGGGCUAAUCAGUUUCUUCUCUUUUAUCAGUCAUGAAGAAGGAAAGGGUCGUUGCGUACCUCUGUUUUCUGUGUCUAUUGUUGCCCAUAUUGGUUUCGGCUGAAUGUACUUGUGAGAAAGAUGAAGAAGGAGAUCGUAACAAGAGCUUGGCUCUUAAAUAUAAGAUUACGGCCUUGUUUUCGAUUCUUUUCGCAGGUGGCAUUGGGGUUUGUUUGCCAAUGAUGGGGAAGAUGAUUCCAGAUCUGCAACCCGAAAAAGAUAUCUUCUUCAUCAUCAAAGCUUUUGCAGCUGGUGUCAUUCUAGCAACUGGGUUCAUUCAUGUCUUACCAGAUGCAUUCGACACUUUAACCAACCCUUGUCUCAAAGGGAAGGCUUGGGAAUUUCCGUUAACUGGUUUCAUUGCCAUGAUGGCUACGAUUGGAACAUUGAUGGUAGAUAGUUUGGCUACAGGAUACUAUACCAGGUCGCACUUCAAUAAGUCGCAACCAGAGAAAGGAGACGAGGAAGGAGCAGGAGAACAUUCAGGUCUUGUUCAUGUUCAUACUCAUGCCACUCAUGGCCAUGCUCAUGGGUCUGGUAUUGCUAUUGCAUCUGAAGGCUCGCCCACAACCGCCCUUAUCCGGCAUCGCGUAGUUUCGCAGGUUUUGGAGCUGGGAAUUGUUGCACAUUCUGUCAUCAUUGGAAUAUCAUUGGGUGCUUCUGAAAGCCCCAGUACCAUAAAGCCUCUGGUUGCAGCCUUAACUUUCCACCAGUUCUUUGAGGGAAUGGGGCUUGGUGGAUGCAUCACCCAGGCAAAAUUCAAGUCAAGAGCAGUUGCAAUUAUGGCAAUCUUUUUCUCCCUCACUACACCAGUUGGGAUUGCACUGGGCAUAGGAAUAACAAAUGUCUAUGAUGAGAACAGCACAGCAGCACUAAUUGUUGAAGGGAUUUUCAACUCUGCUUCAGCUGGGAUAUUGAUCUACAUGGCACUUGUUGAUCUACUAGCAGCUGAUUUCAUGAAUCCUAGGAUGCAAAGCAAUGGAAAGCUUCAGUUUGGGGCCAAUGUCUCCCUUCUUGUAGGAGCAGGUUGUAUGGCCCUUCUAGCUAUAUGGGCUUAAGUUGUUGGUAGAGGUAUAGAAAUUUUUAUAGUUUUUAGUGAAUCCCUUCUUCACCCUUGCUUCCCUUUUUGGAUAAUUUGCUUCUUUUUAUAGGUUGUUGUUGUGAAAAUAUACAUAAGAGAAUUUUCAUCAUUGGCAAAGUUAGGAUCUUUUUUUCUCCUUACUAGUUUUGGUAGAGAACAGGUAUAUGGGAAAUGGGAAGUCUCUUUCAUUUAGAUCAACAAUCCAACGUCAUUCAAAUUCUUAUUUCUCUUAUUUUC